Molecule: messenger RNA, 3345 nt
Organism: Emericellopsis atlantica
Lineage: Eukaryota; Fungi; Ascomycota; Sordariomycetes; Hypocreales; Bionectriaceae
Product: heme peroxidase
Exons: 5
Coding region: 1-3345 (1114 amino acids)
Biological process (GO): response to oxidative stress
Molecular function (GO): iron ion binding; peroxidase activity; monooxygenase activity
Source: RefSeq, a predicted model, not a curated record
AUGGCUGACUCGAAGGAAACUGGCAGCUAUUCAGGCCAGAAUGGCUACAAGGCGAAUGGCUCCCACACCAAGACCAAUGGGGCCCCGGCACACUCGAACGGCAAGAAGUCAGAGCCUGCUCCCCUAGGCGAACCGUCCAAGCCCAAGAAGACUUCAAAGUUGGGGAGCCUGAUGGCGCUGCGAAAGGCGUCCAAGCGUCCUUUGCCCACGAAAAUGGGGGAUGGAAACUACCCAAAGACAACACAGAGGCCUGGAAUCGGCCAGGACCUCAGUCGCAUUGGCCUCUAUGAACUCCAGACACUCAAGGGCAUUAUCUCGGCCAAGCUCAAGGGCGAGACUCAGCAAGAUGACAGGACCAUGAUCAUGGAACGAACGAUUCAACUGGUCGCUGGACUCCCAGAUCACUCGCGAACCCAAGAAGUCUUGACCAACAGCUUCAUCGACAAGCUGUGGAACUCUUUGGACCACCCACCCCUGCUCUAUGUUGGUCCUGAUUCCAAGUACCGACGCCCAGAUGGCUGGGGCAAUAACCCCGUUAUGCCAGAGCUGGGAGCACGCGGACACACCUAUGCGCGAUCUGUCAAGCCCAAGCAUGUACAGCUUGGAGCUCAGCCCGACCCCGAGGCCAUUUUUGAGGCGAUCAUGGCGCGUGAUGGAUUUCGCAAGAACCCAAACAAUGUCUCGUCAAUUCUUUGGUACUGGGCGACCAUUAUUAUCCACGAUCUGUUCUGGACCAACAUGCAGGAUCAGAACAAGAACGACACUUCCUCAUACCUUGACCUCGCCCCGUUGUAUGGCAACACGCAGGAGCAGCAGGACUCGAUCCGCACGUUCAAGGACGGCAUGCUGAAGCCCGAUACGUUCGCCGACAAGCGCCUAAUUGGCAACCCGCCCGGUGUCAUCAUCAUUCUGCUCAUGUUCAAUCGCUUCCACAACCAUGUCGCCACAAAUCUUGCCGACAUCAACGAGGGCAAUCGCUUCCCUGCCCCUACGCCUGACAUGAAUGAAGAGCAGGCAGCUGCUGCCAUGAAGAAGCGCGACGAGGAGCUCUUCCAGACCGCGCGCCUUGUGACCAGUGGUCUCUACAUCAACAUCACCCUCAUCGACUACGUACGCAACAUUGUCAACCUGAACAGGGCUGAUACCACGUGGACGCUGGAUCCCCGACAAGAGAUGGGCGUCUCUGCUGGUACCAAGGAAGGCUCCGAGGCAGGCGUCGGUAACGUUGUUUCUGCCGAGUUCAACCUGUGCUACCGCUGGCACUCGUGCAUCUCUGAGAUGGACGAGCAGUGGAUCAAAGACUUCUACGUGGAGCUUCUCGGCGAGGACUAUGGAACCAUGGAUAUGCGAGCCCUGAUGAUGGCCCUCAAGAAGUUCGAGGCCACCAUCCCCGAGGAACCCUCCGAGCGCACAUUCAACGGCUUCAAGCGUGGUCCCGAUGGCCGCUUCAACGACGACGAGUUGAUGGAAGCGCUUGCCACGGCGAUUGAGCAGCCCGGUGGUGCCUUUGGCGGACGUAACGUGCCUCGGAUCAUGAAGCCUGUUGAGAUGCUGGGCAUCAUCCGUGGCCGCCGCUGGAAUCUCGCUGGACUCAACGAGUUCCGCAAGCACUUUGGUAUGAAGGGCUACGAUACGUUUGAGGAAAUCAACUCGGACCCCGAGAUUGCCGAGCAACUACGCAACCUGUACCAACACCCUGACAACGUUGAGCUCUACCCCGGCAUCGUCGCUGAGGAGGCCAAGUCGCCCAUGGUUCCUGGCGUUGGUAUUGCACCCACCUACACCGUCUCGCGUGUGGUCCUGUCGGAUGCAGUGUCGCUCGUCCGUGGUGAUCGUUACUACACGACCGACUAUCAUCCCGGUAACCUGACCAACUGGGGAUACAAGGAGGUUGACUACGAUCUGAACGUCAACCACGGCUGCGUCUUCUACAAGCUGUUCAUCCGAGCUUUCCCCAACCACUUCAAGGGCAACUCUGUCUAUGCGCAUUACCCCAUGGUCACGCCCGACGAGAACCGCAGGAUUCUGACCAACCUGGGUACCGUCGAUCGCUUCAGCUUCGACCGCCCCACCUUCCAGACACCCCGAGUGAACAUUACCAGCUACGGCGGUGCCAAGUACAUCCUGAACAACCAGGACAAGUACAAGGUGUGCUGGGAGGAAGGGUUUGGCUUCCUGAUGGGCGAUGGCGGCCGACGCUUCAUGCUCUCGGGCGACUCGCCACAGCACGCGGAGCAGCGUAAGAUCAUGAGCAGCCUGCUGUACAAGGAUGGCUGGAAAGGGUCCAUCAAGUCCUUCUACGCCAUGAUUGGUGACAAGCUCCUCGCAGAGAAGUCGUACAAGCUUGCUGGUUCACGGCAGGUGGACCUGAUCCGUGAUGUUGGCAAUCUCGCGCACACACACUUUGUCUCGCGCAUGUUCAACUUGCCGCUGAAGACGCGCGAGAACCCCAAGGGUGUCUUCUCGGAGCAGGAGCUGUACAAGGCGCUGUCUGCAAUCUUUGUGUGCAUCUUUUUUGACAUUGACCCUGCCAAGUCCUUCCCCCUGCGCCAGGCCGCCAAGGAGGUGACGGAGAAGCUGGGCGGCGCCGUCGAGCUGAACGUCAAGCUGGCCACCACCCUCGGCAUCAGCGGUCUCUUUACUGGGAAGACCAACAAGGACGACCCUCUGUCCUCGUACGGUGUCAACAUGGCCAAGGGUCUCAAGAAGGCUGGUCUGAGCGCGUACGACAUAACCUGGAGCCAAAUCCUGCCCACGGCGGGCGCUAUGGUGCCCAACCAGGCCCAAGUGUUCGCCCAAGCUGUCGACUGGUACUUGUCUGAGGCGGGCAAGCACUAUUUGGAGGAGAUCCGCCGCAUCGCGCUGCAGCCAUCUUCCGACGAGAGCGAUGCGCUCCUCCUCGGCUACGCCAUGGAGGGCAUCCGGAUGGCUGGUACGUUUGGGUUGUACCGCAAGGCCUCUGUCGACGAUACCAUUCUCGAGGACGACGGUCGCAAAGUCCCCGUCAAGAAGGGCGAUCGCGUCUUCGUGUCGUUUGUGGGUGCCGCCAAGGACACCAAGCACUUCCCCAACCCUGACAUUAUCGACCCGCGCCGUCCCCUGGAUGCCUACAUCCACUACGGUGACGGACCCCACGCCUGUCUGGGCCGUGGUAUCAGCCAGGUUGCUCUCGCUGAGCUGUUCCGUGCCGUAUUCCGCAAGAAGAACUUGCGCAGGGUCGCUGGACCUCAGGGUCUGCUGAAGAAGGUUCCUCGCCCAGGAGGCUUCUACGUGUACCUGACCGAGGACUGGGGCAGCAUCUGGCCUUUCCCUACGACGAUGAAGGUCACCUGGGACGAGGAGUAG